AUUUCAUAUUAGUAGUCAGUAAAGGAAUCAUAUUUUUUUUCAAAUAUUGUUUAAAGAUAGAUAAUUGAAAUAUAUACACAAGUAAUUUGUGCAGGUUACCAGUCGGCGCCAAACCAGUAAUGUCGUCAGCCAAAAGGAAAUCUAUGCCAGGAAAACAUAAACAAACAACACCAGAGAAGAGAUGCAGGAGUGGUCAGUUGGAACCUAUUGCAUCAGACACUUAUUCUGCACGGGAAUUUGAGACGGCAGCGGAACAUCAUGGAUUGGAUGAUGCGAAUAUAUCAGAUGACGAGGAAGGUGGAACGCGAAUUGGGGACAUUUAUAUACCACCUCCAAUACCACCGCAUUGUUCUACUGAAAGUAAGGGACCUCGUUUGAUUAUUAAAAAAAUUGAAAAUAAGAAUUUUAAAAGCUAUGCUGGUACAGUAGUCYUAGGUCCAUUUCAUCAUUGUUUUACCGCCAUCAUUGGACCAAACGGCAGUGGGAAGAGUAACGUUAUAGAUUCUAUGCUGUUUGUGUUUGGCUAUCGAGCAAAUAAAAUUCGAUGUAAGAAAAUUUCUACUUUGCUACAUAACUCGGCCAGAUAUCCAAACAUGUCUAUGUGCUCGGUUGCUGUACAUUUUCGUCAGAUAUUAGAUAAGGAAGGUGGAGAUUGUGAGGAUAUACCUGACAGUGAUAUUAUAGUGGAACGUAUCGCAUUUCGAGAUAAUUCCUCUUAUUAUACCAUCAAUGGUCGACGAGUACAGUUUAAGGAAGUAGCAAAGUUAUUAAAAAAACAUCACGUUGACUUAGAUCACAACAGGUUUCUAAUAUUACAGGGAGAAGUUGAGUCAAUUGCAAUGAUGAAGCCGAAGGGACAAACAGAAAAUGAAUGUGGUAUGCUUGAGUACAUGGAAGAUAUAGUUGGAACAACACGUUAUAAAGAACCUCUUGUCAAAAUAAAUGAACGAGUUGAGCAACUUACUGAAGAGAGAACAGAAAAACACAAUCGCUGCAAACUUGCUGAGCGUGAAAUGAAGGAUUUGGAGCAACCAUAUACUGAAGCAAUUGAUUACUUGCGACUCGAAAAUGAAAAUACGCGUAUUAAAAAUCUACGCAUACAAAAAUAUCUUAGUGAAAAAAACAAAAAACUUCAGGAAUACAAUAUAGAACACGAAGGAAUUAAUUCUGAGUUAAAAAGUCAUAUUGAAGGAUUUGAGAAGAUAAAAACAGAAAGGGAAGCAAAGGAGAAAUUAAUUAAGGAAGAAAUGUCGCAAUUUGACUCCCUUCGUAAAAGAAAAGAAGAUAUUGAAAAGCAAUGGGAAUGUGCACAUAAAAACUUUACCGAAGUUCAACAGACGAUGGACAUGACGAAUAAAAGGCGUAAGCAGCAUAAAUCACAAAUGGAAAAACUUAAAGACGAAAUUAUUGAUUUAAGAAAAAUACCUGCAAAGAAUGAGAAAGAGAUCGACGAAUGUCAGAAGAAAGCGRUAAAACUUACGGAAAGUAAAGCGGAACUGGAGGAAGAGCUUCAAAAGAACUAUGUUUCGCUGGAACAAAUAACCAAACCUCUUAUUGAAAAACGUGAACAGCUCGAAACCGAAUUAGUCGAGCUAAAAAAGCAUGUCGACGAGGCUAAAGCCGCUUUGGCAUUAUCUGAAUCUGAACUAAAAAUUCUUAAACACGAUGAAACKACGGAAACUCGAAAAUAUGAAACUAUGAAAACAUCAUAUGAUGAAUCGAAUUGCAGUUUAAGAGAAAAAAUUGCGACCAUUGAAGAAAUUAAAUGCCAGUUACCCGAAAUACAAAGUGAAAUUGUAGAAAAGACGCAAUAUUUGCAAAAAUUACAGUUUGAAGAGCAACAAAUGCGAGAAAAAUUAAUGACACUUAAGACUGAAAUAAAUGAAAAGUCUUUAAGCCUGCAAACAUCGCGAUCAAACAAUAAGGUCUUGGACUUUUUGAUGAGGCAAAAGAAUGAAGGAAAAAUUCAAGGAGUUUUGGGAAGAUUGGGUGAUUUGGGAGCCAUUGACUCAAAAUUUGACGUAGCAAUUUCAACAGCUUGCGGACGGCUAGAUGACAUCAUAGUCGAUACGGUUAAUACUGCACAAGAAUGUAUAGAAAAUUUAAAGCGUUAUGAUAUUGGUCGAGCUACAUUCAUUGCACUAGAAAAAGUAAAAUAUUUAGAAAAACAGUCUGGACGAAUACAAACCCCAGAAAAUGCUCCACGUCUUUACGAUUUAGUACGCGUGGAGGACGAACGGGUACUACCGGCCUUUUAUUUUGCCCUUCGCAAUACGCUAGUAGCUAACGAAUUGGAGCAAGGUUCACGAAUAGCUUAUGGUGUACGAAGAUAUCGAGUAGUAACAUUAAAUGGUGACGUUAUCGAAACGUCUGGCACAAUGUCAGGUGGUGGUCGUACACAGAUACGUGGAAAAAUGGGAACAAAGGUGCAAACUAAAACAAAACAUUCAGCAGAUUCGUCGAUGAUAUCCCAGAAAGCUUUAGAAGAUAUGCAAGUUAAAGCCGAGGAAUUACAAUCUCAAAUAAAUUACAACCAGGAGCAGCAAGGUCGUUUAGAACGAGAGGUACAACAACUCAAUUUAACCAAACAAAAAAAUGAAUCCCAAAUACAAAAACUGGGCAUCACCAUUAAAAGUUUGAAAGAACAGUUGCCUCGCAUUUUCAAACAAUUGGAGGCACAAAAAACGCGUAUGGAGCAAACUACUACCGAUGCAGCUAAAGUUAAAAAUAUUGAGGCCGCGAUUGUAAACAAACAAAAUAAUUUGAGUAGUUCUGAGGAAGAGGCAGACAAAGUGGCUAAGAAAAUAGCUGAAGUAAAGAGAGAAAUUGAGAGCAUCCAUGGUGAUAAAGUUAAAGCUGUACAAACAAAAAUCAACAAUUUGGGAAACCAAAUUAAGAAGCUAAAUAAUAAUAUAUCUAAGUUAAAAGUUGAAGUAACUACUUCUGAACGCAAUGUUAUCAAAAUGGAAAAACAAAUUGAACAAUUUAAUGAGGACAUAUUAAAAGCGCAAGAUGAGCUGGUUGCGAUGAGUAUGAAGAGACAACAAUAUGACGAUGAAACUGCGCAGCUUGUAAAAGAAAUUGAAGAGGCACAAAAGGCCAUUGAAAAUACUAAGAGUGAAUCUUCGGAAAUUCAAAAAGAAAUUGUAGCUUUGCAAAAGCGCGAAGGGGAGUGGUCACUCAAGCGAGUGGAAAUUGACCAAAAGCUUCAAACUGUUACUGCCAAAAUAUCUGACGUAAGAUCUCAAAUUCCGCACUGGCGAGAUCAGCUUAAACCUUUACGUUUGCAUGUUAUUCCGGGGGACCAAGAACCACAAUCGCCUCUUAAAACGUACACAGAAGAAGAGCUUGUUACACAUACUCUACAAGAUAUCCAAUAUAAAGAGAGUGUUCAAGAGGAAUUGCUUAAAAAAAAACCGAACCUCUCAUGUAUCGAUGAAUAUAUUGAAAAGCGAAACGUGUAUUUGGAGCGCGUAAAAGUGCUAGAAGAUAUUACAUCAAAACGUAAUGAAAUGCGGCAGCUUUACGAUGAUUUGCGAAAGAAGAGAUAUAAUGAAUUUAUGCUAGGUUUCAAAAUAAUUACGCGCAAGUUAAAGGAAAUGUAUCAAAUGAUUACCCAGGGUGGUGAUGCUGAAUUAGAACUUGUCGAUUCAAUGGAUCCUUUUACCGAAGGUGUCAGUUUCAGCGUGCGGCCACCGAAAAAGACCUGGAAGAACAUUUCAAACUUGUCUGGUGGUGAGAAAACAUUAUCRUCUUUAGCAUUGGUAUUUGCAUUACAUUACUAUAAACCGUCGCCACUUUACUUUAUGGAUGAAAUCGAUGCAGCUCUUGAUUUUAAGAAUAUUUCUAUUGUAGCACAUUACAUAAAAGAGCGCACCAAAAACGCACAAUUCAUCAUCAUAUCACUACGUUCCAAUAUGUUCGAGCUAUCCGACUAUAUUGUGGGUAUAUAUAAGGUAAAGGACUGUACAGACUCAGUUACCAUCAAGAAUGUGCCGCCACCAUUGCCACUCACACAAACUCAAACACAAGCCCCAACACAAAUGUCAGAUAAAAAUUCUCUGUUUGAUAAACUUAAGGAGAAAGGAAGUGAUUCGCAAGUAAUGGCACUAACACAAGUAGAAGAAGAUUCUGAAAAUGCGCCUCCUUCACAGAAUCGUGAAACGUUAUUUGACUCGAAUCUGCAAGAACGCGACACCACGUUUGAACCCAAUUACGAGAGUACUGCCCUAUCACAAAUGUUACAAAAGGACCUUGGUAACGAUUCUGGUCGCGCAACAGUAUGCUCUAAAGCCAAAAGCAGUAUUGAUUCGUUCUUUAAAAAACCGCUACCGCCCUCACAAAAAGGGAACACAUGAGCUACCCAUGUGCUUUUUUUUUAUAUUUAUAGCAUUCUAAAAUUAAAAUUUUCGAGACGAGCAAACUUA
This is a messenger RNA of Bactrocera latifrons, 4427 nucleotides long. RefSeq names its product structural maintenance of chromosomes protein 4 (gene glu). Gene Ontology annotation, molecular function: protein binding; ATP binding; ATP hydrolysis activity. The coding region runs from base 120 to 4358 and encodes 1412 amino acids. Lineage: Eukaryota; Metazoa; Arthropoda; Insecta; Diptera; Tephritidae. The transcript has 10 exons. The record is from RefSeq and is a predicted model, not a curated record. Gene Ontology annotation, cellular component: chromosome. Gene Ontology annotation, biological process: mitotic chromosome condensation.